UGAUCUGAAAUAUAACCACCACAAACUCCAACGGUUCUCUGUUCUCUCGGCAUUUGCAAGCUUCAUUCAUUCAUUCAUGGCUACCGAACUCUUCUUCACUCCCGUUACCAAUCUUCCUCGCCCACUUGUAAAUUUCCCAGAAAACCCGCUAAGAAUCCCUCUUCUUACACUUCCACCCCUUACUACAUCUUCUGGGUUUUCGUCCUUGAAGACUGUUUCAAGCUCCAAAGCUGGAUCAUCAUCAGCUCUUCGCACUGUGCAAGAAGUGAUUCAAGCUCCAAAUUCAGAUUCCCAAACUGCCCCUCCUUCGUCUUCUAAGCUUGUUCUUGUUGUUGGUGGCACUGGUGGUGUGGGGCAAUUGAUAGUGGCAUCGCUGCUUAGCCGGAAUAUCAAAGCACGGUUAUUAAUCAGAAAUCCUGAGAAAGCAGUUACUCUGUUCGGCAAACAUGAUGAGGAAAACCUGCAG
Mangifera indica (mango) is the source of this 466-nucleotide messenger RNA. RefSeq lists its product as uncharacterized. Lineage: Eukaryota; Viridiplantae; Streptophyta; Magnoliopsida; Sapindales; Anacardiaceae. The record is from RefSeq and is a predicted model, not a curated record.